This is a messenger RNA of Podarcis lilfordi (Lilford's wall lizard), 4780 nucleotides long. The record is from the annotation of a GenBank genome assembly. Lineage: Eukaryota; Metazoa; Chordata; Lepidosauria; Squamata; Lacertidae.
CCCUGAAAUGAGUACAGUAACUGCAGAUCAAAGGUUGAAGGCCCUUCCCUUGGUAUGAAGGAAUAUGGUAGGACAAAGCUUAUCCUGGGCUGUUCAGGAAACACCUGGGUUUGCUACCUGUGUACACAUGCUAAGGGGUUAAAUUAGCUAGGGUGGAGACUGAGGUUCCAUACCAGUGCCUUUGAUAAAGUAUCCUGGGACAGAGAGAGAGAGAGAGAGAGAGAGGGAGGGAGAGGGAGUUAUCUCACACAAUUUUAGCCAACUAGGGGAAUUACUGCCAAUUUAGGGGAAGGUCCUGGCUGGAUGCCCAGCCAAAGCAUACAGGAGACUUCAACUGGGGAAGCACACACCCUGCUCUCUCAAUUUGCAAUUCCUGGGUCAGGAACUAACUUCAGGAAACAAGAGGAAGACAGAAGAAAGGAGAGAAGUGCAGCUGUCCGAAAGGAGAGGAGAGCUGGUAGGUGGCCAUGAAGUUUUACUCCCCUACUAGGAUUUGGCCCAAAAGGAAUUAAAGGAAGCAGCACCACCUCUUUUUUGGGGGGGGGACAAGGAGUGGGUCAUAUUUGACUACAAUAUCUUUUGCUUCCAGGUGAUGGAUCUUGAAUCAGGGCCAGGAGAUUUUGACCCCACGCACCCCAAGCGAGCAACCCUGGAGGAGAUUGAAGGGGUCCCUUUCCCCAAUACAUUACGCGAGCACUGGGGUACCAUACAGGGCUUUAAAGCCCGACCUGACGAUCUUCUCAUCUGCACUUACCCCAAAGCAGGUAAAGGGGUUCAUAAAGAGAGAAAUAAGGAAAACUGAGCAUGGCAGAGGGGAGAUACUAAGGGAACAUAAGGGAUGGUGGGACACUGGAUGAAUGGUGGUGGUGCUUAAUUUGAGCAGCAGCAUAAAAGACAGUUCAAAACAAAUUUCAAUCACAAGACUAUCAUGGGUCCUAUAACAUACCUACCUGCAAAUAUAGUAGGGGCUGUGCCCCUGCUUGCUUGCUCGCCAACCCCCUGCCAUCCCCCCAUUAACACCCUAGAGCUUCCUCUUCCCACUCCACUACUAACUACUAAGCUUUGCCACUUUCCUCUGGCAGGGACCACCUGGAUCCAGCAAAUAGUGAGCAUGGUUCAGCAUAGAGGUGACCUGGAGAAAUGUAAUCAGAAACCCAUCUAUGAGCGGAUGCCCUUCAUAGACAUGCCUCCUAUGAAACCUUUUGUUUCUGGUGAGUAGUGGGUACUGUUUAACUUUUGGGAAGAGAGCGGUGAGGGUAGAGUGAAGGGCUUAUCAUCAUGAGGCUGGAUUGUGCCCUCUGUUCUUUCAGGUGUUGAACAGGCAGACCUAAUGCCCUCUCCACGUAUACUCAAAAGUCACCUCCCGGUUCAGCUCCUUCCUGCUUCUUUUUGGGAACAGAAAUGCAAGGUCAGGAUAAUUCACCAGGGUGAGGUUGAUGAAAGGGCAAGGUUUAAUCUAAACCAAUGUUAAUCUCUCAGUUCUGUUGUUUUGAUAUUCUGGCACGAAGCCAUGAUCACGUGGAAUUGUCACCAAAAGAGAGGAUGUUUCAAGAGCACGGGUCUCUUCUUUUUGCCCUCAUCGUCUUGCUUUUGCUUUUAUCACGGAAUAAUUUCAGCUUCUAGACUUUGAUAUUUUGAGUAGUGGGCUGGCCUUGUGUGAAUUUGUCCUUCCAGACCAGCUUUGAGCCUUCAUAACCUCUUUCCACUAAAAGGAAUUAAACACCAGCACAAUCCACAUGAGGUGGUUGGUGGGUUGGUGGUAUGGCUGCUUCUUGUUUCAUUCCACUGAGCAAUGAACAAACGAACGAAUAACACACACUCUCCAACCCAACCCAAAUAAUAUUCUUACUAAAAAUCGCAUCACAUGGGCUUCCAUUUAAGAACCAUCACUUCAUUUAAUGUUUAAAAGCAAGGCAUAGGUAACUGCUGGCAAAAUGAGGGGAGUACAGAUUGGAGCUGAGAGGGUGAGCGAGAGGCCUGGCGCUCGGACUUCUCUGUCAUCUUUUCUUUCGGAUGUAUUUCUGCAGGUCAUAUAUGUGGCCAGAAAUGCCAAGGACAAUGUGGUCUCCUAUUUCUAUUUCCACCACAUGAGCAAGAUAAUGCCAGAGACUGGAACCUGGAAUGAGUUUCUGGAGAAUUUCGUUGCUGGGAAGGGUGAGUGGAGGAGGCGAAGAGAUGGGAGGAAAGAAGACAUUACCCUCAAGAGCCUUCCUAAGGCCAGGGAAAGAGGCCAGGAUCCCUGGGCUCAGUUUUCAGUGAUGUGAUGAGAAUGGGCCUACUGAGAUACCUGUGCAGUGGUGGUUAUUGCACUCUAUGCUACAAUCCUUUUGGAUGAAGAUCAGUUUUUAAAUUUAAAAAUAAACAGAAACAUAAAUGUACCGCAGAAGGAGAAGAUUACCUGAAUCCACAAAGCCCCUCACUAUAUUCUUUCCUACCUUGAUAUUAGGUAGAAACGGGGGGGGGGUAUUGUUUUUGAUUUGUACUAUGUUAUGCAUUUUUGUGUGAUCCCCAGGUGAAGGGUGAUGUAGAAAUAUGUUAAAAAAUAAUAAAUAACUAAAAUAUAGUCUGUGUAUCAGGACACAGGGAGGAAGAUGUGAGACGAAUCUGAGAUGCCAUGUUCACUUUCUACUGGUCCAUUUUUUUUUGCAGUUGCCUGGGGCUCUUGGUCCGACCAUGUUCGUGGUUGGUGGGAGGCCAAGGACCGUCACCCAGUCCUCUACCUCUUUUAUGAAGAUAUGAAAGAGGUAAGAAGCCAGUGUGGUGUAGUGGUUAAGAGCGGCAGUCUCGUAAUCUGGGGAACCGGGUUCGCGUCUCCGCUCCUCCACAUGCAGCUGCUGGGUGACCUUGGGCCAGUCACACUUCUCUGAAGUCUCUCAGCCCCACUCACCUCACAGAGUGUUUGUUGUGGGGGAGGAAGGGAAAGGAGAAUGUUAGCCGCUUUGAGACUCCUUAAAGGGAGUGAAAGGCGGGAUAUCAAAUCCAAACUCUUCUUCUUCUUCUUCUUCUCUCUCUCACACACACACAAACACACACACAUCUCAAAGACGGUACUUUCUGACGGCAGUGCCACAGUCUAGAAAGAAAGAAAUAUGAGGGGGGCACUUAGGCGUUUCCAAAAAACAACAUGCAUCACAAAAAAGAGGACAUUGAUUUGCAUACAAUGUGGACAUGCUGGUGUAUAUGCAUAGUUGCAAAUAUUUAAACAAUUACUGUAAUUUAAAUAGCAACACAGUUAUAACUCACCAUUGCGAGGAAGACUGUAAUCGGGCGGACUUUGCUCAGUCUGCUGUUCUGAUGCUGUUGAUGGGCAUCUUCAAGGCCCCCACACUCCUUUCUUGUGUUUCUCCAUCUUCCACCUGGACUUGAGCCAGACAGCCUUUCGGCUAGAGGACUGCCCUCUGUUAAGUAGGAGACACAGCCUCCCUAAAGUCAGGGAGGUGCCUUAAGGUAAACUCUAUCACUAACAGGCCGAAUCUUCCUUCCCAUUUUGUCUUUCUCUCCUUAGGACCCAGCCCGGGAAAUCCGAAAAGUGAUCCAAUUUAUGGGCCUAGAACUCCCAGAAUCAGUUCUGAACCAGAUUGUGGAGCACACAAAGUUUGAGAGCAUGAAAGCAAACCCGAUGGCUAAUUACAGCACCCUGCCCUCCUCUCUCGUGGACCAUACUGUGUCACCCUUCAUGAGAAAAGGUGAGAGAAAACAGGUCUUAGGGGACCGUUUGGAGAAUUUGCAGAAUGCAGGAGGGGGAGGGAGUGUUGUCCCAUUCUAAAUGGGGCAAAAGCAAAGUCCAGAAGUUAUUUCUUUUUAUUGGGGUUAGGAACUGGUUUUGGCUUCUUGUUCGACAAUAUCAGAAGUGUAGAAGCAAUUGCCAAGCAUGGAACAGGGGGCUGGGGAGAUGAGAAAUGUUAUUUGUUAGGUGAGGUCAAACAUAAAAGGCCACCCUGUAAGACAAUAAAAUUACCAGGAUCUGAAAUUACCUAGUGGUUCUGCUCUUGCUAGGAGGGUAACAGUAAGACUCAGCAGGCUGUGUUUGCUUUGGAACAUUUCCCAGGUGCUCUGCAGUGAACUGCAAUUGUGGCAGAAGUUCAGGGUCCCAUAAAGACAGAGUAUGAAACGCAAGACUGCUAGGAAAGGCGCCUGGCAAAACCAGGCUGUCAAUGUUUUUCUUUUCUGACCUGGUUUCCCACCUGCAGGCACUGUUGGAAACUGGAAGAAACACUUCACAGUGGCUCAGAGUGAAUGGCUAGAUGACACCUGCGCUCAGUUACUGAAGGGCAGCGGCUUGAACUUUCGCACAGAGCUAUAAACGCACCUCUAUGCCCCACAUCAGAAUUUUCACAACAACAGGCCUGGAGUGCUGACUUGACCUGCAUUCAGUGCACUACAAGACUGAAGUCACAAGCAAGGCCUACCCAAAAUGAAUUUUGUGGGCAUGGUUCCUGUUCCAUUUUAGAAUUUGUGGCUGUCCUUUGCUUGCUUUUGCAAAGUAAAUAAACAAAUAGGUUUGCUCUGUUGCCAUGCUUGCUUUUCUCCAUGUUCAGAGAAUAAGCCCUUACAGAACACAAAUAACCCCUCCUCUGAAAGUGCUAUUUGCACUGGUCGGAAAUCCUCAUUUCCAAAAGAGAGACCAUAGGCUGGAGUUCUGGCUGUUCUGCUUGCCUUAGGGCAGGGAUGGGGAACCUGUGCCCCCCCCCCCCGAUGUUGCUGGAUUACAACUCCCAUCAUCCUUCACCAUUGACAAUGCUGUCUAGGGUUGAUAGGAAUUGGAGUCCAACAACGUAUG